AUGGUUGCGCCAGCAGUGCCUGAAUUAACAGAGGAAGUCCUCCACGAGUCGAUUGACGCCCGUACAGAAUCGCUUGCAACAUUACGAGAGCUGGGCCCGCCGGACCUUGUACAUCUAGUGAAGCAGGCAGUGCGCAAUCCCGGGAAGCAGACCGGCGUCUACCAUCAUGUUACCGGUGUAGAUGCGUCGUCUUCGGCCAGUCUUGCAGCCUAUAUCAAUACCCUGACGUACCGGGACCACGACCCAAACACAGUCACCAGGAUUGUCGAGGGUGUGUUUUGCUGCUACAAUGCCUUUUCAAGAGUGGACAUGCGGGUGCAUGUGUCUAUUCCCGGAACUGUCGAGAGCUAUUGCGUUGACGAGCGAGGCGAAAAGCGAAAGGCUUCGGAUGAUCUGUGGCUGGAGACAUAUCUCUGCAGCGUUCUAAGGGCAUACUCGUAUGCCGACGAUGGCAGUGGGAGUAGUAUUCGCAAAAUCGUCGGCGUCCGAAGAUUCAACCCUGUUACCAACACCGAAACCGAGCAUCGUUUCCUCAACGCGGCCGAGCAGCUCUUCUUCAGGGGGUGGCAAUUGGGAUCUGAUUCCAUCGUUCAAGUUCCUACGAAUGUAUCAAAUCAUCUGACUACUGGGCUGCUAAAGUAUCUCGAGACAACAGGUCGUUAUGCAUCUGGGAUUAAUCUUUUCGAAAAGCUUCGUACUCAGAGUGUCGAAGUCGCCUCUUUGCUGGCAAAGGUGCUUUUCAUGGGCAACGAAGAAGUUUCAGGUGUAAAAAUUCUGUACCAGUCGCUUCAGCAGACGCCGAUGGACUAUGUUAUGCUUGAUACACAGGCGGAUUUCCUGCUAAAGAAGGCCCAAAAGGCCGAUACGCCGGAGAUGAAGGAUGAGAGACUGAAAAUGGCCCUUGGCUGUGCUGACCGCAGCACGAUAGCUGCUCCAAGCGAAUUUAGUACUUGGGCCAGAUUGGCCCAGGUGUACGUUGCGAUGGAAGACUGGGAAAAUGCCUUGACAAUACUCAACUCCUGCCCCAUGUUUACCUACCAAGACAAGGAUUCUCCCAUGAUGCCAGAGCCGAGAGAUGUCCAUCUCCCUACACUGCCCGAAACUCGCCUUGAUGAGAUUGAUAGCGAACCUGAGUCAAGAUACUCAGAGCAAGUCGAUCCGAGCCUGUUGAGUCUGAGGGCGGCGUCUUAUCGCGGCACGUUUAAGAAAGCGUACGGCAUUUUGACGGAAAUGACGGCUAAGAUCGGCUGGGACCAGCUUCUUAAGAUUCGCAGCAACGUCUUCGUCAUGGAGGAUGAAUACCGUACCGAGAAGCAAGAAGCCACCCAGGCUGCUCAGCCAAAACGCACUCCGAGUAUGGACGGCCUCCGGGGCACGCCAGACCCUACCACCAACGGAGACGAAGGUUCAGACGACGAGGGUGAGAAAUCCUCCGAGGCCGCAACUACACUGGCUCCCAAUGGAGAAGGCAGUGGAGUUGAGAAGCCUUCCAGUACAGUUGACCCAGACGAGGUCAAGGCCGAUACAGCUGAAAACGGCACCCAUGCUGAUGAUCACCUUUCCAAACUUAACACUAAACGGUUGUGUGAGCGUUGGCUUGAUAGCUUGUUCAUGGUCCUGUAUGAAGAUUUGCGUGUGUACACAAUCUGGCGCACACAGAUGGCUCAGUAUCGCGCCCAGCAAAUACAAUACAAGAAGUCUGCCGAGGAGUGGGAGAUUCUCGGCUCACUCGCCGAACGACUGCAGCACUUUGACGAAGCGGCCGAGGCAUACAGGGCUUGCCUAUCCCUGCGCUUCAGCCCCAAGGCCUUGGCCGGCGUAUUGCGCGUCUUUGAGAAGACAAAGAGCACGAGAGAGACGGUGGCCGCAGUGAUCAGACUUGUGACCUGGCAGUACAGGUGGUACAGCGAGUUCAGCCCAGAGCUGCUGCGCACCAUCCGCACCUUGAUCGAGGAUGAGGGAGCGGUGAAGGUGAGAAGCAUUAUUCAAGCCACAAGCCUACCGCAGAAUGUGCUCGACUUGACGCACCACUACGCGGCUCUAUGUGCAACAUUCCAUAGCAGCGGCACCGAUGGUUAA
Molecule: messenger RNA, 2079 nt
Organism: Trichoderma asperellum CBS 433.97
Lineage: Eukaryota; Fungi; Ascomycota; Sordariomycetes; Hypocreales; Hypocreaceae
Biological process (GO): Golgi to plasma membrane transport
Cellular component (GO): exomer complex
Molecular function (GO): protein binding
Source: RefSeq, a predicted model, not a curated record